AUGAACAAUCAAAACAACAACAACAGCCCUAUCAAUCACCAAUUUAUUGAAGUGACACCGAAUCGUGUAGCCUAUGAAGAACAGGAGGUUCCUGUCGUCGUUCCUGUUGCUGCUGCCGUUUCCCCUGCUGCUGCCACUAUUAAGUUUCCGAUACCAGAUACACGCGCUCAAGAUGGAAUUCAGCUAGCACCUUUGCUCUUAUUGAAUUGUAUGCUGAUUAAAACAAGCGGUUGGAGUCCAAUCGUACGUUAG
Mucor mucedo is the source of this 252-nucleotide messenger RNA. RefSeq lists its product as uncharacterized. The transcript has 2 exons. NCBI's taxonomy places the organism in Eukaryota, Fungi, Mucoromycota, Mucoromycetes, Mucorales, Mucoraceae. The record is from RefSeq and is a predicted model, not a curated record. Bases 1 to 252 code for a protein of 83 amino acids.